AGAUCGACUUGCUCCCGAAAUUUUCCAAAGCUAAUGUAAAGUUACCCAUAACACACCGCGGUCGUUGACAGUGGUAAAUAUGGCGUCGAAGGCACCAGCAGCGACAGGCAGGCUCCUGGUUGGAUUCCAAAAAUGGUAUUACAACUUGUGUGGCUUCAACAAGCUUGGUUUAGUGCGUGAUGACACACUCUACGAAGAUGCAGAUGUGAAAGAGGCUGUGAAGAGGCUUCCAGAGAAUGUGUACAAUGACAGAGUAUUCAGGCUCAAAAGAGCCAUGGAUCUCUCCAUGAAGCAUCAGAUCCUCCCUAAAGACCAGUGGACAAAAUAUGAAGAGGAUAUCCGCUACCUGAAACCAUAUUUAGAUGAGGUGAUCCGUGAGAGGGAAGAAAGACAGGAGUGGAUGAAGAAAUAAGUUGUUCCUGAUCCGUGCUGUUAAUUCUCGUCUUCAAGUCAGUGCAUGGUGGUCCCCUGGUGUAAUAUUUAAAAUGAAAUGUAACCUAUACAUGAGUGCUCAUUAAAAUGUACAUUUUGGAAGAUG
Molecule: messenger RNA, 538 nt
Organism: Monopterus albus (swamp eel)
Lineage: Eukaryota; Metazoa; Chordata; Actinopteri; Synbranchiformes; Synbranchidae
Gene: uqcrb
Product: ubiquinol-cytochrome c reductase binding protein
Exons: 4
Coding region: 80-412 (110 amino acids)
Biological process (GO): mitochondrial electron transport, ubiquinol to cytochrome c
Cellular component (GO): respiratory chain complex III
Source: RefSeq, a predicted model, not a curated record